UAACAUCAAGUUUUGCAUUAGAAAGUCCAAUUAGCAAGAAUUUAAAAUAGAAUAGAAAUGACGCUGUAACUCAUACGAGUUGAAACUGAAACGGCGUAAAACUUUAAUCUUACAUACAGCCAAAACAAUAACGAAGGAAGUAUAACAACGAAUAAUUUUCAAGGUUGUCGAAUCAUUUUGUCGCGCAGUGCAGUAUAGAAACUCGGAGUUUUACACAUUGUGAUCAUCAUUAAUUUAUGAAAAACACAAAAUAUAGUGUAAUUGAAAGCUGAAUUAAAUUUGUAAUGCUGAAAAACGGUAAUGAUGGCGGUGAGUUGGUAGAAGACAACGCUAAAAAUGGAAAUAGCGAGACUUUGAUCAUAAAUGAAAACCAAAAUGAUAUACAAAGUUUAAUUGAUAUAAAAGUGGGUUUCACACGGCAGAUCACACUGUUAGGAGCCAUCGGUCUUCUUGUAGGAACAGUGGUUGGUAGCGGAAUUUUUGUAUCACCUAGUGUAGUUGCAAAUUAUUCUGGCAGUUCAGGUUUAAUUCUUAUUGUUUGGGCAGGCAGUGGAGUACUUGCACUUUUUUCAGCUUUAUGUUAUGUAGAACUUGGUACAAUGUUUCCUACGUCAUCAGGCUCUGACUAUACUUUUGUAUAUGAAGGUUUUGGAGAUUUACCAGCAUUUGUAUCUGGGUUUACAAAUGUGGUAGUAUUAUCUCCAAUGGCAUUAGUUAUGGUGGCGUUAACAUGCGCAAGUUACAUUGUUUUAGCUGCAAAAAUAGAAGAAAAAUACAUCAAAAUAAUUGCUGCCGUAAUCAUAGGAGUAAUAUUCAUCUUGAACUGUGUUAGUGUUAACUUGGGAACAAUUGUUCAAGAGAUUUUCACAGUAAUAAAAAUAUUGGCAUUACUAAUGAUUGCAAUUACUGGUGUAGUGCGACUUUUUCAAGGUCAUUACCAAAAUUUCAGACAAAUUUUUAAAGGAUCAAAGACAAAUAUCUCAGAAAUUUGUUAUGCUUUUUAUGGUGGCUUUUGGGCUUACGGGGGCUAUAGUAGUUUACCAACAAUUGCAGCAGAACUUAAAAAUCCUAUUAGAGAUCUCCCACUAACUAUGUGGAUUGGAAUGAUAUUAGUUACAGUUUUCUAUCUUUCCGUUAAUGCGGCAUACUUAACAGUAAUGACUCCAUUAGAAAUUGCCACUUCAAAUGCAGUAGGAGUAACAUUUGGUAAUCACGUUUAUGGCCCUGCAGCUUUGGUUAUACCGGUGUUGGUGGCAUGUUCAUCAUUUGGUGCUUCAAAUGGAAGCUUGAUAUCUAGCAGCAGGAUGUUGAACGCAGUUGCCCAAAAAGGUCAUGUGCCAAAGUUUCUUUCCCUCAUACACAAAAAACGCCACACACCAUCUAUAUCUCUGUUUUUUAUAUGCAUUGUAUCAUUGAUUAUGCUGAUACCGGAGUCAUCUAAUUUUGAAAAUUUAUUAAAAUACAUUUCUUUUAUUAACGCGGCAUUAGUUGGUUUGACUAUAUCAGCUUUGUUAUGGUUGCGAUAUAAAAGACCAGAUAUAGAUAGACCUUUUAAAGUGUUCCUUGGAUUACCCAUUUUAGUGUUGUUAAGUUCAGCUUAUUUCACAGUAGCUCCAUUUUUUGAACAUCCAUUAAAAUCAACCUAUUGCCUAAUUGCGAUCCUUAUUACCAUUCCUAUAUACUACAUUUUCAUAAAAUACAAGAAAAUACCUAAGUUUGUAUCAAAUUGUUUUGGUAGUUUGGCGUCAAUGUUAGAAAAGUUAAACAUGGGCUAUCCAACAGAAGAGCUUAAAGAAAAUGUUUAUUUUAAAAGAAGUGCAAAGGAAGAGAUGAAUAUGCAACCAAAAAGUGAAGCUAAUUAUUUUUAACACUGUCAUGAACUAAUCGAGUUUCAGUAAUAAAAAUCGCCAGACAAUGAAAGAUUAUAAACAAAAUUUAAACAUUCCAAUAAUUUUUGACAUUUUGUUUUUUUCAUGUCAACAGAGCAUCACUUCCAUUUUAUGUUUAUCGCUUAUAUAAUAUUUGUGGAAUCAGGUGUAUGACAAUGUAAGGUUCAAAGUUUAUAUUUAAACGUUUAGAUUUGAAAAAUUUGGAUUGUCUUUUUUAUAUAUCAUGUUGAAAUUAUUUAUUUAC
This is a messenger RNA of Hydra vulgaris (swiftwater hydra), 2133 nucleotides long. Its product is annotated as b(0,+)-type amino acid transporter 1-like. Gene Ontology annotation, cellular component: membrane. Gene Ontology annotation, biological process: amino acid transmembrane transport. The record is from RefSeq and is a predicted model, not a curated record. Lineage: Eukaryota; Metazoa; Cnidaria; Hydrozoa; Anthoathecata; Hydridae. Gene Ontology annotation, molecular function: L-amino acid transmembrane transporter activity.